AUGGAAAACAACAGACAACAAAACCCUCUUGAAACUCCCACACUUCGUCGUGCUGCAGAGGAUGAUGAUGAAGUAAUGAAAAUGCAAGAGUUGGAAGAUGAGCAAUUACUUUUGAUAAACA
Molecule: messenger RNA, 121 nt
Organism: Funneliformis mosseae
Lineage: Eukaryota; Fungi; Glomeromycota; Glomeromycetes; Glomerales; Glomeraceae
Source: the annotation of a GenBank genome assembly